Molecule: messenger RNA, 1519 nt
Organism: Epinephelus moara (kelp grouper)
Lineage: Eukaryota; Metazoa; Chordata; Actinopteri; Perciformes; Serranidae
Gene: mkxa
Product: mohawk homeobox a
Exons: 6
Coding region: 343-1509 (388 amino acids)
Biological process (GO): regulation of transcription by RNA polymerase II; cell development; muscle organ development
Cellular component (GO): nucleus
Molecular function (GO): DNA-binding transcription factor activity, RNA polymerase II-specific; RNA polymerase II cis-regulatory region sequence-specific DNA binding
Source: RefSeq, a predicted model, not a curated record
UUUGUAUGAGCAGGCACACAGUGGAGGGUAACCUAAUCACACACACCGGAGUUAAGGUGUCACGUUUAAGUUUAACCUGUAAAUGCGCGUUUUAUAGCAGAAAUAUUAAAUCCUAAUCCAGAGAUGAUUUUUGCUGAUUUAAGGGGAUUUUUUUCACCAACCAAAGGUCACAUUUUAGACCACACUGCAGUUUGUUGAGUGUAUGUGAAGACUUCUUUUGUAAAAUAUCCUCACUUGUUCCACAGGAGAGACACGGGGACACUGUGACAAACCCGAGGAGACUUUUUUUUUCCCUUUUUAAUUUUUGCGCAUCAGAGAAAUCGGAGGAAUAUCUGGCCAAAGAUGAACACCAUUGUGUUUAACAAGCUGAGCAGCCAGGUCCUGUUCGAGGAGAAGGCGAAAGAGGUGGAAAUGAGCAGCAGAAAUUAUCUAGAAGUCAUCGACGGGCAACAUCCAGACCUCCUCUCCAGCAACCAGACCAUCAGAGACAACCAGGCCAUCAGACACCGGCGGAGCGGGGGUCGUCCCAGCGGCGGUAAAGUGCGACACAAGCGUCAGGCUCUGCAGGACAUGGCGCGGCCGCUCAAGCAGUGGCUCUACAAGCACCGGGACAACCCCUACCCCACCAAGACGGAGAAGAUCCUGCUGGCCCUCGGCUCGCAAAUGACUCUGGUCCAGGUCUCCAACUGGUUCGCCAAUGCCAGGAGGCGACUGAAGAACACGGUGAGGCAGCCAGACCUGAGCUGGGCGCUCAGGAUCAAACUCUACAACAAAUAUGUCCAGGGCAACGCAGAGAGGCUGAGCGUCAGCAGCGAGGACAGCUGCUCAGACGGUACGGCUCAACUGCAACUUCACAGCAACUCAUCUCUCUUCCAAGAGGCAACUAAAAAUUGGCAACUGUUCUACGGAGACAACCCUCAGAGGACACAGAACGGACCCCAGGAGCUCAACAAGCCCAUGUACCAGAGCGUGAUCAAGAAGGAGGGCUCCUCUAUGGUGGGCAUGGCCAUGGGUAUGGGCAUGGGCAUGGGCGCGGGGCUGCGCUCGGCCGCCUCACUGGCCGAGGACUACGUGUCUCCGCCCAAGUACAAGAGCAGCCUGCUGCACCGCUACCUGAACGACUCGCUGCGCCACGUCAUGGUGGCCAACGCCGUCAUGGACGCUCGCAAGAGGAACCACUCCGGCUCCUUCAGCUCCAACGAGUACGACGACGAGCUGCUCUCGCCGUCCUCCUCUGAGGCUGAGGCGAACUUUGUUUAUCGGGCUGAAACCACAGACCAUGGAUCAAGUAAAUGUGACAACAGCAGCGGUGGCGUCGUAGCUGCGCAGAAAGAGCGGGUGAAGGGCAAAGACGAGACGUACUGGAGGGAGAUCAACGCUGCCAUGGCCUUGACCAACUUGGCGCAGGGGAAGGACAGCGCCUCCGGGACCACCAGCUGCAUCAUCCAGAAGUCCUCUCAUAUAGCAGAGAUCAAGACUGUUAAAGUGCCACUGAUGCAGAAAUAUUAGCCCUGACGUC